This is a messenger RNA of Myotis davidii, 1332 nucleotides long. It is a transcript of the gene AKIRIN2, whose product is annotated as akirin 2. Gene Ontology annotation, molecular function: transcription coregulator activity. NCBI's taxonomy places the organism in Eukaryota, Metazoa, Chordata, Mammalia, Chiroptera, Vespertilionidae. The record is from RefSeq and is a predicted model, not a curated record. The transcript is spliced from 5 exons. Gene Ontology annotation, biological process: positive regulation of transcription by RNA polymerase II; positive regulation of innate immune response. The coding region runs from base 323 to 661 and encodes 112 amino acids. Gene Ontology annotation, cellular component: chromatin; nucleus.
GCUUAGGCUGUCGAAGGGUCACAUUUCACGCGAAUCUCGACGCCUGAUCUCCCCGAAUCGAUUGGCCGCAGCUCUUCACUCCGGGACUGGGCGGUUUCGGGCGCGGAGGCCGCCCUCCUCCAGCGCAGACAUGGCCGGCCUCAGCGCGGAGGGGGUGGGGGUGGCUGUCAUCGGGGCGAGAUCUAGGCCUGUCAUUAAUCACCCGCAAGAACGCCGCUUUGGCUGAGUCAAGACCUGUUUUCCUAGCAGGGUCAACAACAAAGAAAAUGCUCUUCCCGAGUCCGAACAAAUUCUGUACAACAUAAAACAAGAGUAUAAACGCAUGCAGAAGAGAAGACAUUUAGAAACUAGUUUUCAACAGACGGAUCCAUGUUGUACUUCUGAUGCACAGCCAAAUGCAUUUCUCCUCAGUGGACCAGCUUCGCCAGGGACUUCAUCUGCAACAUCCUCACCUUUAAAAAAAGAACAGCCCUUAUUCACUCUACGGCAGGUUGGGAUGAUCUGUGAACGUUUGUUGAAAGAACGUGAAGAGAAAGUUCGAGAAGAGUAUGAAGAAAUACUGAACACAAAACUUGCAGAACAAUAUGAUGCAUUUGUGAAGUUUACACAUGAUCAAAUAAUGCGACGAUAUGGAGAACAGCCUGCUAGUUAUGUUUCAUGAAUCACAUUUUCUGCAUUUGUGAGCUGCCUUGUUCCUUGUUGAAUUGUUGCAAGAGGUCCCAAUUAUGACAUGCAGCAAUGCGAAUACCCCCCUGUGAAUACAGGUUAUUUCAAGCUUUCGUCAGUGACAAUUACUCUUAGGCAGCAACUGGUUUUGGAAAUUUCCCUGAUGUCAGUACCACCUGGAUAUGGACCUUUGCUACCUGUAUUAAUACCAGUGGUCUCACUUGCUGUAUCAUUACAAUUUGGCUUCUUAUAUUAAUAUGUUUGAAAGGAUUAGCGCUGGUAUUCUAAGAACAUGCCCUUCACUGGUUAUGUAAAUAAAACUGUAGAAUGACACUUCAGAUGAAGUUAGUGUGAUUUUAAUUGUGCACUACAAGCUGUAACCAGUUAUUAAUAAUUUAGAAUGUAAUCCCAGGACAUUAUUAAGCAAAUAGCCUACAGUGCUUCCUGUGAAAUAGUGAAGGAGAAGGGCAUUUCUUCUCGGGGUUUCAAAAUGGAUUUAUAUGAUUUUCUCUCUCCUUUUUUUUUUUUUUUGGUAGUUUUUAUUUAUUCUAUCAGUCUUUUUAACAAAUGUUUAUUGCUGCAUUUCCCCCGCCCCCCAGUGUAUCAUUGUUUUACUGCCCUUGUAGUACUGGAAUUUAGUUGGAAGAAUAAAACCUUUACUUCUAA